AGAAAUUGUCGUUCCCGAAAUUGUCCCUUGCAAUAUAACAAAGAACAAAAUUAAGUAAUUUAAUGGAAUUAUGAAAUAUAAAUGUAGUUGCAUUAAAAAAGAAUUUGAACUAAACUUGAACUUAAAGAAAUUUAGUGAUGAGAACAAACAAAUAAAGCCUAAAACUUUAACCAAAUGUUGUAACGAAUGAUAUUAUGGAAAUCCGCCUCAUUGCAAUCAACUGUUGAAUAUUUUAAUUUUACACAAAAAUAUACUAACAAAAUGACAUAUUUUGACAUACCUAAGAAGCAUAUAAAAUAGAAAUAUAAAAAUAAAAAUAAAUAUACGUUUAUAUAGUAUAUGGAAGUUGACGCACCAAAGUGAAAAAGAAAACUAAACUAACUGUAUCUGUACCUAAGAGAUAUUUUUUCCUGUUUUCAGCUCGACGAAAAAUUAAGCUAAUAUAGCUUAUCUCUCGCUCGAUAUACAAAAACAUUAAUACAUAAAAUACUGUAAACACUAUAUUUAAAUAUUGUUGAUAGCAAAUUUGAUUGAAUAUUUUCUAGUAAUGAUACGCUAGUUCUUGUGUACAGCACCAUAUUUCUUGAGAACUUUCGGGUAGAUUAACCUUAGUAUUAUGCAUUCUGUACAACUGCACUCACAGUUAUGUUUGUUGAGCCGAUACUUAAAGAAAACUUUCUCUAUAUAUAUAUAAAUUGAAGCAUCAAACUCAUAUAUGGUAUACACUUAUAUAAGAAUGUACAAGUAUUAUACACAAAGCGCAUACAUAUGAUACAAAGGAUACAAUACCCAAACCGAAACCCAAAAACACAGAAUGAGAAAGUUAAAGUGAAAAUGAAAAUGAAAAUAAAGCAGCCGGUAAACGCAAGAAAUUAAUGUAAUUAUGUAUGUUUAAUAAAACGUUUAACUACCGAGUGAAGUCUAAAGACAAAAGGCACAAAUUCUUUGGCCAACCAUCUGUGUUUGCUCUUGGUCUCUAUAUAUAUAGUAACCUAUAUAAAUCGGAGCACUCGUUCGCGGUGUGCAAAUAAAAUGCGCCUGGCGUUCGUUUGUUGGCUGCUCUGCCUGGCUGUUGGUCAGAUCAAUGGAACACCUGUGUAUUCACCACCAAAAGCACCGGCCGUUCUGCCAAUGCCAAAAGACAGUCCCCGGAGAGUUCCAGCACCGCCAAGACCUGUUCCUAGACCACCACCGCCAAGAUUAACACCACCGCCGCCCAGGCGACCUCCCAUCGCACAGCCCACCAGGAGACCAACAAUUCCACCUCGCAAGACCACCAGAAGACUGCCCAUCACAAGGAAACCCACAAGACCGAUCCCGAAACCACCAGCAACCCAGAGACCUACCAGACCAACUGUUGGGCGAACCACUCGAAAGUUUUUAAUUUGGUCGCGAGUUCCCACUAGACUUCUACCCACUAGACCAAAUAUAAGGCCUACGCUCUGGACAAGACGACCAGUGCGUCCUCCGUUGCCAACUGUUCGUCCAACGCCUCCAAGGGUGCGUCCCACCUUAUGGACAAGACCUCCUAUAAAAAUCACAGCUCGACCCACCAUUAGACCUACGAUUAGACCCACUAUUAAACGCACUUUAUGGACAAGAACUCCAGUCAAACCUACUAUUCCCAUAAAUCGGCCUACUACAACUCGGCCAACAAUAAAACCCACUAUAAGACCCACAAAUAGAUCUUCAAAUCGACCCACCCUUUGGACAAGGGGUCCUAUUGGACCCACCUUGGCAACAAUUCAAUAUCCAAAUCCCACUCUAUGGACCAGACCCCCAGUUAGAGUUACGAAUCCUACACCUCGAUCUACACUAUGGACCAGAUCUCACAUCCAGACGACUAGACGUUUAACAUUUAUUUUCAUUGAGCCCUCGCCUACGCCUUUAACACCACGGCCAAUUCGAAACACUAGACUUCCAAACCCAGACAUAACUCGAUCCACUAGAAGGCUGAUUUUUGUAUUUCCAAGAGACACUACGGCAAUCGCUCGUCGUCCCAAUUGGACAGUCCAUCCAACAGUUACGAUUGUAAGAGCCUAAACAAAAUGAAUAUGCGGAAAUAAA
This is a messenger RNA of Drosophila elegans, 2067 nucleotides long. RefSeq names its product mucin-2. The transcript has a single exon. Bases 1033 to 2043 code for a protein of 336 amino acids. NCBI's taxonomy places the organism in Eukaryota, Metazoa, Arthropoda, Insecta, Diptera, Drosophilidae. The record is from RefSeq and is a predicted model, not a curated record.